Molecule: messenger RNA, 1082 nt
Organism: Mercurialis annua (annual mercury)
Lineage: Eukaryota; Viridiplantae; Streptophyta; Magnoliopsida; Malpighiales; Euphorbiaceae
Exons: 2
Coding region: 374-754 (126 amino acids)
Source: RefSeq, a predicted model, not a curated record
GUAAUCACCAGCCGGCCAAGUUAAUGCAGCUUAUGUUAAUUCCACCACAACAUAACAUUUAAAUCUAUAAAAGCAAAACUGAAAUGAAGAAUCUAAUCAAUUAAACAAAAUCCAAAAUCUGUAAGAAUCAUCAAUUUUCAAUUUGUCCACGAUUUGAGCCUUAGCUAUAUCUAAGUUUCUACCUAACAUCUUUUGCACCUAAAUCAAUGGCGCAGAAUUAGAGACCAAUAAAUGCAUAAACAAAAAACUUUCAAAACCCACACCUGAUUUGAGGGCAAUACAGUGGAACGAAAUAAAUGGAUGACCAUGGAGCCAAAAUUGCAAAUUCAUUUCUGGAGAAUUCAAUCAAAAUUCCUUGAAUAGAUCAAUAAGCAUGAGGCCGCUGACAAGAUUGGUGGCGCCGGGAUCGGAGGUGGCGAUACAGACUCCAGGAAUUUCGGAGGUGGCGAUGCAGACUCCAGGUUACACUUUGACGUUCGAGUGCUUCCACGAGGAUGUCAGCUCCUUUUUUAGGCUUGUCAUGGGCAAAACGGGGAGCUUGAGAAGUUUCAGGAAUGUUGGUGGUGGUGGUGGUGGAAGGGACAGCUGCGAUGGGUUUGGAAAUCUCGUUGGAGAUGUGGAGAUGACUGUGGGGGUGGGAUUUCGGGAAAAAGAAAGGGUAAAUCAGGAAAUGGAGAUUGACGAUCUGGACAAAGGUGGAGCGGUGGGUUUGGGAAUGGAGGUGGUGGCUGCAGAUGUAGCCGCCGCCCAUUGAUAUCUAGAUUAACAUUAGGAAGAAGAUGAUGGCAAAAUAACAAUUUUACCAUCAAAUUUAUUUUCUUUUACAUUUUUAUAUUAAAUUGUGAGUUAGUGCGAUAUAAGUCCUAAAACAUAAUGCCACGUGGACCUUAAAACAUGUGAAGGAAUGCCACAUCGUUUUUUUCUGUUAAAUAACGGAGAGUGGAUUACACUUUCCAUUUUCCGUCCAUAAAAGGGCCUUAAAAUUGGAUUAUUGACAAGUACAGGGAUCCAGACGUGACAAACUUUGGAGGAGGGGUCUCUCGAACAAAACAGAUAAAGUAGAGGGGUCUCCGCAUGGGUUU